GUGAUACAAGACACUCCCACCCUUUUCUAAGAACAGUGCACGCAAUCUCUGAUAACUCACAGGCAGCAGCUAGCUGCCCUUUAUAAAAGUUGCUGAAGCUCUGCAUAGUUCCUCUCUGGGCUAGUUUCACAGAAAAGAUGAAGCUCCUUUACAUGGUUUUGUUCAAGACAGCUGUGCUGCUUUUUGCAAAUGGAUCUGCUGAGACAGAAGAUGGCACAGAAGGGGUCAGAGAAAGAAAGCUAAGUGAUGCUUGUCCUAUAAAGCUAAAAACCAGUGGGAAAUGUGAUGAAGAGGAAUGCCCAUAUCAGAUCACCAUGCCACAGAUGACCAUCCAGCUACCCAAGCAGUUUCAACUGAUUGAGAAAACCCUCAAAGAAGCGCAGAACCUUAAGGAAGCUGUAAACAACUUGAAGAAGUCCUGCCAAGACUGCAGGCUGCAGGCAGAUGACAAUCAAGAAAAGGACAGCAAUGAAUUCCUGCCACCCGGCACAGACAGUCUAACAGACAUACAAGAUAACCGAGUAAAAGAACUGCAAAACAAGGUUUCCAGGCUGUCAGCCAGUCUGAAGAAUGCAAAGAGCCAGAUCCAUUCUUUGCAGGGGCAGCUGGAGCAAAUGAACCUCCUGAACAUGAACAACGUGGAAACUUACAUUGAUGACAAAGUAGCCAACCUGACAUUUGCUCUGAAUCAUUUGGAUAAUAAAUGCUCUUCAAAAUGUGCAGCCACACAACCAAAUCCAGUUAUACAGCUUCUGCAAGCAGACUGUGCCAAUUAUUUUGCAUCAGGCAAACGGCGCAAUGGGAUCUACAGAAUCAUUCCUGAUCCAAAAAGUGAAAGCUUUGAUGUUUACUGUGACAUGGAAUCUAUGGGAGGUGGCUGGACAGUGUUCCAGAUGCGUCAGGAUGGCAGUACCAACUUCAACAGGACAUGGAAUGAAUACAAGAAUGGAUUUGGAAACCUCAGUAGAGAGUUCUGGCUAGGGAAUGACAAAAUUCAUGUUCUCACCAAAAGCAAGGAUAUGCAGUUGAGGAUUGAGCUUGAAGAUUUCAACGGAAAGAGAGAAUAUGCAAAGUAUGAUCAAUUUUAUGUGGCUAAUGAAUAUCUCAAAUACCGCCUAAGUGUUGGCAGUUACAGUGGCACAGCUGGGGAUGCUUUGCACUACAACAAAUAUUAUAACCAUGACCAAAAAUUCUUUACUACCCCAGAUAAAGACAAUGACAGGUAUCAAGGAGGAAACUGUGGAGCUUACUAUAGUUCUGGGUGGUGGUUUGAUGCAUGUUUGGCUGCUAAUCUAAAUGGCAAAUAUUACCACAAAAGUUACAAAGGUGUUCGUAAUGGGAUUUUCUGGGGAACUUGGCCUGGUGCAUCUAAUGACAAUAUAAAUAGUUACCGACAAGCUUUUAAAAAGGUUAAAAUGAUGAUGAAACCCAACGGCUUUGUCCCAUGAAUCAACAAAAAAUAAUACUUUCUCCACAGAAUUGGCACUUUUUGUAGCACGAGUGCAAUUUAAAAAAUAUCCUGCCAUGUUUCAUUUUUAAUAUCUUUUUUCUUGAGAAAACUUCUCUCCUCAAAGCACACUGAUACCUUUCUCCUUGUAGAAAUCUGAAUAUGCAGGGAACAGUUUAUGGUGCGUUUUUUUUUGUUUUUGUUUUUUUGUGGUAGCAAAUAGUGUUUCAGCCUGAUCCAUAAACUACUAUUGUGAGAA
Varanus komodoensis (Komodo dragon) is the source of this 1706-nucleotide messenger RNA. It is a transcript of the gene FGL2, whose product is annotated as fibrinogen like 2. Lineage: Eukaryota; Metazoa; Chordata; Lepidosauria; Squamata; Varanidae. The record is from RefSeq and is a predicted model, not a curated record. Bases 138 to 1448 code for a protein of 436 amino acids. The transcript has 2 exons.